This is a messenger RNA of Aureobasidium pullulans EXF-150, 2005 nucleotides long. Its product is annotated as FAD/NAD(P)-binding domain-containing protein. The coding region runs from base 240 to 1511 and encodes 423 amino acids. The transcript has a single exon. NCBI's taxonomy places the organism in Eukaryota, Fungi, Ascomycota, Dothideomycetes, Dothideales, Saccotheciaceae. The record is from RefSeq and is a predicted model, not a curated record. Gene Ontology annotation, molecular function: FAD binding.
CCUUCGCAUCCCUUCUUCUACUGCAGGGAGUCGCUUGUUCUCCCUAUCGCAAGAUUUGAUGAGCACAGCAACGCCGGGCGAUAGCAAGUCCCGACGGCUUCUGAUUCGAGCUCCAGUCUUGGGACUUUGUAAGUUCCGACGAUAGGAUGUUAUAAGGACGCAGCUCCAGCUCUGCAAGGUACAGUGAAACAACUCGCCCAAACAGUUUUCCACCAUAAUUUGAUCAUCUCACGUCAACAAUGUCGAAAUCACCAAACGUUCUCAUCUCAGGCUUUGGCAUAGCAGCCAGUGUCUAUGCAUCCACACUUCUCCGCGCUUACCCAAAUGCUACCAUCACAAUCGUCGAACGCGAUCCCGAAAUACGACUCACGGGUGCUAGCGUCGACAUCCGCAGCUCGGCCGUUGAAAUAAUAAAAUGGAUGGGCUGCGAAUCAGAAAUUCGAGACAAAACCACAAAGGAAGAAGGAGUGGAAAUGGUCGAUGAGAAUGGCAAGUCUUUCGCUAAGCUCAUGGCGACAGGCAAUUCUGAAGUCCAAAGUAUCACUUCCGAGUACGAGAUUUUCAGAGGUGAUCUCGCGAGGAUUUUCAUCAGGCCUAUCAAGGAUAAGGUCAACAUGAUCUUCAAUGAGACUGUGGAAAGUUACGUGCAGGACGAGGACAGUGUUACUGUCACUUUCGCAAACAGUCAGGAAGUCAAGUCUUAUGAUCUUCUCGUCGCUGCCGAUGGUCUUGGUUCUAGGAUACGUGGAAUGAUGCUCGGCACAAAACCCUCGGAACAGGUCCACGAUGAAGGCGCUUACGCAUCGUUCUUCGUCAUUGAAAAGGAUCUUCUCAAUGGAUCGAAACUCGCUCAGUGGUACAGUACGACGGGUGGGCGCGCCAUUUUCCUCCGCCCUGAUCCCGACCCGCGAGGUCGCACAAGAGGACACUUCAUGAACACGGCAUGGGCAAGCGACGUUGAAGGAAGAGCCAAGAUCAACGCCGCCUUACGAGGAGGCAACGAAACAUACAUGCAAUAUGUUGAGAAGGAAUUCGCCAAUGUUGGCUGGCUGGCACCGGAAGUCCUCAAAGCAAUGCGCGAAACCACCGACUUCUACUGCUCCAAGUUCGCCCAAGUCCGCUCUCCUCGCAUUCAAGAUGGAAGAGUAGUUCUGCUCGGUGAUGCUGGCUUCGCAUGUCCAGGCAUCGGCACUAGUCUCGCUAUCAUGGGCGGUCAUGUCCUAGCGGGCGAACUUCUGCUCCACAACAACGAUGUCAAGUCUGCCACAAAAGCUUACGAGGAAUUGAUGCUGCCUUUUGCAAAGGCUCAGCAGAGCACGAUGGGCGACUACGCGAUGCAAGUGUUGAAUCCGCAGACUGCCUGGGGACUGUGGAUCCGUAACACCAUCUUGUGGGCCUUGACAAAAUUCAAGGUGGACAAGAUAGGUGUCUGGGUUGCUGGCAAGUUGGGUGUCAAGGAGCCGAGACUGAGGAUGCCUGAUUACCCUUGGCCUGCGCUGAAGGCUGAAUGAAUUUUGGGUGGAAGAUUGAUCGACCUUGCAUGAGUGAGUUUCUUGACGAAACAGUGGUUUGUUAGACUACGCAAUCGUUGAAUACGAACCCAAGCUCCUACGUCUUUGUACUCGCCUACAAUGCCUGAGGUUUAGAAUGGUCAAUGUGUACGAGUAGUACGAGUGAGCCGAUCUUAUCAAUCUUAGUUGACCCUGAACCGGCCUAGCAUGGUCAGCCUUGGCACUUCACAGAACACCGAAGGGUCAAAUCUUGCGACACCACUCCACUUCCCUUAUAGGCUCUACUCUUUAACCAGAUUAUAAUGCAGCUCUAAGAGUUCAACACUAAUUCAUACUUGCCUACCCAUACAAUAUUCCCGACUUGCUUCCGGCUUCGUUCAGACAUUGAAUCAGAUCUACUGACCUGUACCAACAUAGCUUUGCUAUACGCACCCUCUUGAAGCAAAAGAUCAACCACCAGCGUCCAUCUAUCCCAAUACUUUCGAAUCGCAUCC